UAGUUGACGGGGUUGGCACCCACAAUUGACGAGCUCUAUUUCUCUCACGAAUUUGGUGGAUGGAAACUAAAUACCACCAAAUGUGUGUCAGUGAAACAGAAGAUUCUUCUAGUUCAAUGUUCAAUUUCAUAAACGACAUCACACUAUUUUAUUUUGAAAUGCUUUCGCGGAACUGCCACACUUGUGUGGAGUUGUUUUAACUUUCCAUGGCGAGAUGGCCGUGCAGUAGCUGCGCGUUCCCGAGAAUUCGGAACGGGUUCCGUAGACGGUCAGCCGAAGGCGAGACAACUCACCGCAGUCCUAUUCCGGACCCACUGAUACAAAAUAAGAACGGUCUGGUCCGGAUUUACUGUAUGUGCAGCCCGAGAACAGCCGGCAUCGUGGACACCCGGAACAGGACUUAACAUCUAAUGACAGACGCAUCCUUGGAGCGUUUUUACAUCGUAGCCGGGCAGCCUGGCUGCCUCCCUGCCUCCAAAUGAAUGAAGAGCACUCCGGAUCACAGAGACUCUGCUGAUACAGGGCAUGCAGGUGUUUCUGCAAAUAUGAUGAAGAAAAAAAAUCCCAAUAAGAAACAUAAGAGCAAUCUGGGCCCGACCACCAAAGUUCUGUCACAGCCACGGCGCAACAUCGUCGGCUGCCGCAUCCAACACAUCUGGAAGGACGGAAGUGGCCACGUCGUAUGGAAAGGGACCGUUCUUGACCAGGUGCCGGUGAAUCCAUCUCUUUAUCUGAUAAAGUACGAUGGCUUCGACUGUGUGUACGGUCUGGAGCUCCACAAGGAUGAGAGGGUUCAAGGGUUGGAGGUGCUUCCUGACCGACUGGCCAAAUCCCGGCUGACCGACGUCAAUCUCGCUGAUACGAUGAUCGGCAAAGCGGUGGAGCAUAUGUUUGAGACGGAGGAGGGUCCAAAGGAGGAAUGGCGGGGGAUGGUGCUGGCCCGGGCGCCCAUCAUGACCACCUGGUUUUAUAUCACCUAUGAGAAAGACCCGGUCCUCUACAUGUACCAACUGCUGGAUGACUUCAAAGAAGGAGACCUCCGCAUCAUGCCUGACUCGAAUGACAGCGUCCCGGCCGAGAGGGAACCGGGCGAGGUGGUGGACAGUCUGGUGGGCAAACAGGUGGAAUACGCCAAAGAGGACGGGGGCAAACGAACAGGCAUGGUCAUCCACCAGGUGGAGGCCAAGCCUUCCGUGUACUUCAUCAAGUUCGACGACGACCACCUCAUUUAUGUCUACGACCUGGUGAAAACUUCAUAAGACUUUGCAGCCAUCCUGACACUCCCCCCGCCCACACCACACGCUGACUGACACACACGCCCGAUUUCUGUACCACGCUCCGCAGACCCUUCAUGACGAAAGCC
Molecule: messenger RNA, 1363 nt
Organism: Hippocampus comes (tiger tail seahorse)
Lineage: Eukaryota; Metazoa; Chordata; Actinopteri; Syngnathiformes; Syngnathidae
Product: spindlin-Z-like
Exons: 8
Coding region: 483-1259 (258 amino acids)
Biological process (GO): gamete generation
Source: RefSeq, a predicted model, not a curated record